Molecule: messenger RNA, 621 nt
Organism: Giardia duodenalis
Lineage: Eukaryota; Fornicata; Diplomonadida; Hexamitidae
Product: Ribosomal protein L13
Exons: 1
Coding region: 1-621 (206 amino acids)
Biological process (GO): translation
Cellular component (GO): ribosome; cytosolic large ribosomal subunit
Molecular function (GO): structural constituent of ribosome; RNA binding
Source: RefSeq, a predicted model, not a curated record
AUGGGUCGCAACGUCGCUUUCUCGAACAUGCGUCGCUACAAGUGCACCAACAAGGGCCCGAACCUGAUAAAGAACUGGUUCAACCAGCCCGCCCGUAAGAUUCGCCGCCGCCAGACCCGUCUUCAGAAGGCAAAGGCCAUAUUCCCUUGCCCGCUCCAGAAACUCCGCCCGUCUGUCACGCGCUGCAGCCAAAAGUUCAACCUCACACAGAGGAUUGGGCGCGGCUUCACCCUUAGGGAACUCCAAGGCGUGGGCCUAAGUGCAGGCAAGGCCCGUCAGAUUGGCAUUGCCGUCGACCCUCGUCGCAAGAACAAAUCAGAGGAGAGCGUAGCUCGUAAUGUGGCUCGCCUGAAGGAGUACCUGUCCAAGGUGACCAUCUUCAGCAAGCAGGCCAAGCCCGAAGAGAUCCAGCAGGCCAUCCAACACCAGGGCGUCGUUAUGCCUGUCGUCAAUCCGAAACCUGUCAUCACCACCGGUUCCAUCGCAGAGGCGAAGAAGGAGGUACCCGAGAAUCUAUUCAUGUAUCUUAGAAAUGCCCGAACGGCCCGCAAUCGUGCGCGCCUGGCGAAGCGUGACGCGGAGAGAGAGGCCGCUGCAAAGACCAAGGGCGGAAAGAAGUGA